AUGUCGAAGGGACCAGGACAUGUCUCGAAUCGCCUAGGCUUGAAUUAUGGAAAUAAAGCAAGGAAAGUGAUUAAAUCUCCGUUACCGCCUAUUCAUAAGAUGCAAGAUAAGACCAAGGAGUUGGAACGACGUCUAGAGGAGCCGUACAAUCAAAAUGGGAAGAUUCAAGAUAAGGUCAAGGAUUUGGAACGGCGCAUAGAGGAACAAUACGAUCAAGAUGGGAAGAUUCAAGAUAAGACCAAGGAGUUGGAACGACUUCUAGAGAAGCAACACAAUCAAAAUGAGAAGAUGCGAGAUGAGAUGAAGGAUUUGGAACGUUCUUUAGAGGAGCAAAACGAUCGAAAUGAGAAGAUGCAAGAUAAGAUGAAGGAUUUGGAACGCUUUUUAGAGGAACAAAACGAUCGUAAUGAGACGAUACAGAAGACCCGAGAUCAGAAAUUCCAGUACUACAAUGGUCAAAUAGAGAAGCUGGAUGAAUCGGUCCAAAAAUUGACCAAUUGGACAUCACAGUUAAAGGAUUGUAUUGCGGAAGAUAUUCAGAGGCAGUAUCGAGAACGAGAGGCCCAGAACAAAAUGCAGGAUGUCCAGCAGGCAAUGCAAAAGAUCCUUGCCACUAUCAUGGAACAGCAGCAUAAGCAUAUAUCGGACAUGAUUGAAUUUCAAACUCAGCUACCAGAUAUGAUACGAGGAGAAAUAUCUCUUCAACAAGCAUCGAGUCUGGAACCACUACUCGGCAAAGACCCAGAUGUAGACGCCAAAUCCACACAGUAUGAACAGGACGAUGCGACAUAUACCAAGAAGACUAAGACAAGGACAAAAGCAAGAUUCAAGAGAGAGGAUGAAGAUAGAAGUGAUGAAUCUGAUAGAUCAUCAAGAGAGGAUUUGCAGAUAAAGAUGGCAGACUUGCUCGCGCAAAUUCAAUCACUGACUGCGCAUGUUAGAUAUCGACGUGAUCUUUAUGCACAAAAAAUUCGAUCAGAUUUAGUAAGUCAAUCUCUUGGACAGCAAUCUGAUCAAUUAUCACAAGAUCAAGGUAUGCCUAGUGAUAUGACGAGAAGGAGGCGAGGCAAAGCGAAGCGAAGCAAGGUCAGAGUAUUCAACACUCUGCACACUAGAAAGACCUUAAUUUACGGUUACUAG
Botrytis fragariae is the source of this 1140-nucleotide messenger RNA. RefSeq lists its product as uncharacterized. The coding region runs from base 1 to 1140 and encodes 379 amino acids. The record is from RefSeq and is a predicted model, not a curated record. The transcript is spliced from 2 exons. Lineage: Eukaryota; Fungi; Ascomycota; Leotiomycetes; Helotiales; Sclerotiniaceae.